AAUUUUACUUUUAACCAAGGAGAGCUUGCAAGAUUAAUAUGUACUGUGAACAACCUUGGGACGAAAAAGGUCAUAUGGAGGAGAGCAUCUGAAUUUAACCCUCUAACUAUUGGAACAAAGACAUUUGUUGGUAAUUAUAGAAUACAUGUGGAACACACACCAUUAGGAAACGACUGGAAUUUAUUAAUUAAAAAAGUUCAGAUAGACGAUGCAGGAAAAUAUGAAUGUCAGAUCAGCGCUAAGCAGCGGAAUUUGAGAAGAUUUGUGACUUUAACAGUGUUAGGUAAGUGGGUGUCAGGGAAGAGUUUUCAUUAUGUUGAAAAGGGAAGUAGGAUAGUUUUAGUGUGUAAUGCUACAGGAGAUGAACAUCCACCAGAUGACUUAGAUUGGUUUAAAGACGGUGAUAAAGUGACUACAGAUCACAGUAAAGGCAUAUCAAUACGUAAACAAGUGUCUCUGGAAUAUAAAACAAUCGCCAGUGUAUUACAGAUAGAAAAAGCCAGACUAAAGAAUACUGGUGUUUACAUAUGCCGUACUUCCGACUUGCAAAUAACUCGGAAAAUUGUUGAUAUUUUAAAUUGUAAGUAUAAAAUCCCCAAAGAGACACAGAUGGCGAUUUUCAGGUCAAAUCAGAAUGUAAGUGUCCAGAUGUCCUAUGUUUCAAUCCAUUAG
Lottia gigantea (owl limpet) is the source of this 672-nucleotide messenger RNA. RefSeq lists its product as hypothetical. Gene Ontology annotation, biological process: synapse organization. Lineage: Eukaryota; Metazoa; Mollusca; Gastropoda; Lottiidae. The annotation marks the transcript as partial. The record is from RefSeq and is a predicted model, not a curated record. Gene Ontology annotation, cellular component: neuron projection membrane. The transcript is spliced from 3 exons.